Penicillium mononematosum is the source of this 2517-nucleotide messenger RNA. RefSeq lists its product as uncharacterized. The transcript is spliced from 6 exons. Bases 1 to 2517 code for a protein of 838 amino acids. Lineage: Eukaryota; Fungi; Ascomycota; Eurotiomycetes; Eurotiales; Aspergillaceae. Gene Ontology annotation, molecular function: calcium-dependent cysteine-type endopeptidase activity. The record is from RefSeq and is a predicted model, not a curated record. Gene Ontology annotation, biological process: proteolysis. Gene Ontology annotation, cellular component: cytoplasm.
AUGGAGUUCGACGACGAGAUGGGCUAUGCCGUAGGACCAAGCUCCUCGCGCUCAAACAGCCGACCGCCUCGCUCACGCUCUCAAGCACCCCAGGAAACUGUCAAGCAGUUCUGGGACCAAUUCAACACCAAGUACCCGGGCAAAGUAUACACCGUGCUGCCGGACAAUCCCUAUGCACGGACAAGGGCCAAGCAUGUGCCCAGCGGUCGCGUUCAAGGCCACGAGGCCGUCAAAUCGUAUGAGCAGGCGCGCCGGGAAUGUCAAAAGUCUGUCGACCGUAUUGUCAAGGAAUGCGAGCGUGUGAAUCAGAAAUACUCGGACCCGCACUUUGAUAUCGAGCUAGAUCUGAAGUCUGGUCGGAGACACUAUCUCGAUGGAUUGGAUAAGCCGAAUACGGAGAUGAGACCCAGGGGAGUGAAGAGAGUGACCGAAAUCUUUGAGAAUCCGCAGUUCUUUGUUAAUGGGCCUACCGCGUCAGAUGUGCGGCAGGGAUAUGAUGGAGAUUGCUGGCUCAUGGCUGCACUUUGCACUAUGGGUAACAAGGAGGAGCUGAUCGAGAAGAUUUGUGUUGCUCGCAAUGAAGAGGUUGGGAUUUAUGGAUUCGUCUUCCAUCGAGAUGGCGAGUGGCAGCAGUGCAUUGUAGAUGACAAGCUAUAUCUCCGUGCUGCUGACUAUGAUGAGUCUGUGGAAGAGCGGCCAAUCUGGGACGAUAUAAAUCGAACUGAUACAGAGGAAGAGUACCGGCGAGUCUGGCAGACCGGCUCGCGGGCCCUCUACUUCGCCCAGUGCGUCGAUGAAAACGAGACCUGGCUACCCCUCCUGGAGAAAGCCUUCGCAAAGGCCCAUGGUGACUAUUCCGCCAUCGAGGGUGGGUUUGUUGGUGAAGCCAUCGAGGAUCUCACUGGAGGCGUCACGUCCGAGGUCUUAUCCAGUAAUAUCCUGAAUAAGGACCGCUUUUGGACCGAGGAAAUUAUGAAGGUCAACAAGGAAUUCCUCUUUGGCUGUGGGACGGGCCUGUUUUCAAACUGGCUGGAUCCCAAGUACUGGGGUCCACCGAGAGAUCGAAAGGGUAUCUCAGAGGGCCACUCGUAUUCCAUCAUGGAAGCCAGAGAGAUUGACGGACAUCGACUACUGCGACUCAGGAACCCAUGGGGUCGCAAAGAAUGGCACGGUGCCUGGGGUGAUGGAUCCAAAGAAUGGACGCCCGAGUGGAUGCAAACUCUUGGCCAUAAAUUUGGCAACGAUGGUUUCUUCUGGAUCUCGUAUAAAGAUCUGCUCAGGAAAUACCAGCACUUCGACCGGACUCGCCUUUUUGGCCCUGAGUGGACUAUUACCCAGCAAUGGACUACCUUGAAUGUUCCCUGGUCCGCUGAUUAUCACAGCACCAAGUUCAUGAUGGAGGUGACUACGAGUGGUCCAGUAGUCAUUGUCCUAUCCCAGCUCGAUACGCGUUAUUUCAAAGGACUAGUUGGCGAAUACAGCUUCGUGCUCAAGUUCCGCCUGCAGAAGGAGGGCGAACGAGAUUACCUCGUGCGCAGCCAUAGCAGCCACUUCAUGGGCCGAUCUGUUAACGCCGAGAUUAACCUUGACCCGGGUCGCUAUCACGUCCUGAUGAAAAUCACAGCCUUCCGCCACGAAGACGCAGACUCGACCGAAGAAAUAGUCCGCCAGGUUGCCUCGACGAGAAGAGAGAAAUUGGUGCAGGUUGGCCUUUCAUACGACCUCGCGCAUGCGAAGGGACUGGUGGGCGAGACAGAGCAAGAAAAGCGGGAGCAAGAGCGUUUCAAGGCAGCUGAGCGAAGAAAGCUUCGCGACGAUAUUAAGAAAAGGAUGCAGAAGGACUGGAUCCGCAAUCAGAAGCUAAAUGCCCGAAAAGAGCGCAUGGAAGGCAUGGAAGCAAGGCGCGAGUGCCGCACGCCCAGCGGCAGCGGCAGCUCCUACGAUCACAACCCCGAACGCGAUUCGCUCCCUAGCCAAAUUCUGGCGGAGAAGCAAGUGGCGGAAUCCCCCAUCGACGCUGGAAGCAUGUCGAGCGAAAACAGUGACCGCCGUGUCAACGGGUCUGUCCCGGUCAUCCACGUCAACGGCGGCCAGGGCCUACAUGAAAGACACGCAAGACGCGCAAGCAGUGGAUGGCGACGUGGACCCGACUCACCGCGUCCCAGUCUAGACGCUCGAUUUGCUACAGAGACUCUGGACCCGAGUGACCUUGAGUUGCUAGAAGGGUUCGAAUUUGACAGCGAUCUCGAUAUGCCUCCUGACGAGGCUGAUGUGAAGAACCACCCUCCAUUGAUGGAUCACAACGAGCCUCCUGUUGACCCGUGGAAUGCCGUCUGUGUAGUUGGUCUGCGCGUUUACUCCAAGGAUCCGAUGUUGAGCUUACAGGUUGUGCGUCCUGUGCCAGAGGAUGAUACUGAAGCUCCUCUGGACCGAGACGACCCUGCGGCGUCGGCGACUACCUCUCGGCGAGACACUUAUUCGUGGAGGGACUCUUGGAGCAGCCAGCUGCCUAUAUAG